Amphimedon queenslandica is the source of this 1533-nucleotide messenger RNA. RefSeq lists its product as uncharacterized. The annotation marks the transcript as partial. NCBI's taxonomy places the organism in Eukaryota, Metazoa, Porifera, Demospongiae, Haplosclerida, Niphatidae. The record is from RefSeq and is a predicted model, not a curated record. The transcript has 7 exons.
GUGGGUCUGUGAUUGAUAGGAAGACUAUAUUAAAGCUAAAAGAGUUUUUAGAUACGUUUUUGACUGAAUUGCAGCAUAGUAAUAAAAUACUGUCAGAUAGAGCUAUUGAUUGCUUGAGAUUAUUUGUAUUCACUUGUCACACUCCUGACUGGUCUGUCCCAAAGCUUGCUGUUAGCUGGUCGCUACUAAAGAAAAUCACCUUUGCAGAAUAUGAACCAAGCAACAAUGUUGCCAGUCUUCUUGAGUCUUGUGCUGUAUUGGAUCAGUUAAACUCAGUAGAUGCUCACUGUAUUCAGUUGUUCAGAAAGGGACUAGGUUCACCAUUACCUCCUGCUUCACUCAUGCAAAUUAAUUUGAUGGAUCUUCUUUUAUCUGCUAACAAUAAACAACAAUCAUCAUCUCCUCCUCUUCAUAUCCUUGAUGAUACUACUAAUCGUAGCUCUAUCCUCCAGCUAAUGACAGAGUAUCAUCACAAUGGUAGCAAUAAUGAAGAACAAGAUAAAGAAGCUUGCUUGAAAUUAGAGGAACUUUUGACUAGUACAUCUAAAAGUCAACCCUCUUCCUCAAGUCUUGUCCCUGAUGUUGUGAGACUAGGUUUAAAUGCAAUACCUGAUCUAUUCCUUGCAGUCUCUACCAGCUAUGAUGCUGGACUAUUAGCAGAGAAGAAAAGGUCAUUUAUAAGAUAUUGUCUUCGGGUACCACAGUGGUCACUGCAUUCACUCCUAUGUAUCCCUCAUGCCACUGAUGAAGCUAAACCAAUGAAGAAUUUUACUGAAUGGUUAGAGCUGCUUUCUACUGACACAAAUCUUUCAUUAUCAUCUUUCUCUAUUUUGAGCAAAUCAUUAUCGGAUCUAACCUUCUCUCUCCUCUUUUCUAAUGAUGAGGAGUUUCCUGGUGAUGGGUCUAGCACUUCAAUCACUGUUCAGAAUUUUGAUAAGAAAUGCUCUGAAUUGCACGUAUUACUGCAGUUCCUGUUUAUGAAGUGUUUUACUGAAAAAUCUCAGAGCACAAAAUGCGAACAAGAGUUUCAAGUGCUUAAAGAUGUGUUGAAUAGGAUACUACUAUCCCUUCAGUCAGUCAUUAAGGAUCAGUUUGAUAUCGAUACAGUGCUUACUGAUACAACUCAUAGCCUAACUAACAGAACUACAGCUGUAUCAGAACUCUUCCUCUCAUUAUUGGAGAGGAAUGAAAUCUCUGGACUUGCUUGGGGCCACUUUUUUACUUUAUUAUCAUCAGCAUCAGUAGCUUUAGAAUCCAGUGGUAGAGGGACAAGAGAAGCAGUAGAGACUGCUAGAGUAGCUAUUGGUGAAGGCCUGGUUCAUUUAUUAGCUCCAGUAUCAGCAGUUGAUCCACUAGUAAUGGAUAAUAGCACUAAUGAAUACCUGGAACUACUGGUGACUAUGAAUAAUACAUUUAUAGAAUCAUUUCAAUCUUACAUGAAUGCUGUAGCCCAUGGUGUACAGGACCAGCUCUAUAUCCAUCAGUCCCAGUCCACUCCUCAUCAAUAUGUGUCUUCUAAAAUGAAUUCUGCCA